AGAAAAAUGCUGCCUUCGCAAGAAGCCUCCAAAAUCUACCAUGACAACUACAUGCGUAACUCCAGGGCCAUCGGAGUGCUUUGGGCCAUCUUCACCAUCUGCUUGGCCAUCAUCACGGUGGUGGUGUUCACCCAGCCCUACUGGAUCGGAGACAGCGCCAACACGCCCCAAGCCGGACACUUCGGCUUGUUCCACUCCUGCGUGGACAACGGCAAGUCCACCCGUGAGCUCGUGUGUCACGGCAGUUUCUCCGACUUCGGUUCCAUCCCGUCCGGAGCCUUCAAGGUGGCCACCUUCUUCGUGCUGAUGUCCAUGGUGCUCAUCAUCAGCUGCAUCGGCUGCUUCACCCUCUUCUUCUUCUGCAACACCGCCACCGUCUACAAGACGUGCGCCUGGAUGCAGCUGCUCUGCGCCGUGUGUCUGGUGCUCGGCUGCUUGGUCUUCCCUCAUGGUUGGGACACGGAAACGAUCCAGGACAUGUGCGGUGAGGACACCGCUAAGUACACUCUGGGGAACUGCUCAGUGCGCUGGGCCUACAUCCUGGCUAUCAUCGGCAUCUUGGAUGCCCUCAUUCUGUCCUUUCUGGCCUUCGUGCUGGGAAAUCGACAGAGUGACUUCCUGCAGGAGGAACUCCAGUCUGAGAACAAAGAUUUCACUGUGCCGAGGCUCCACCUUGGCUCUGCUCUGCAGAUGGAUGGAAUUGAAAUUCGGGACAGUAAAGGUCCACGAUUUGCAGCCCAGCGGUUCCACUGAGAAGCGUAACUCCUCCUGCUGCUUCUCUGCAAUGAUCUUCAGGUUUUCUCCUCGUUUGUGGCUCAAAUGCUGAAGCUCAGCUGUUUGUCUGACUUCAUACACAGAAACUGUCUGACUGAAGAGAACAACCUCACCUUUGUAAAACUCUGGGAUAAAAUUCUUAAAAUAGAGCCUAAUGACCGUCAUGACGUUGUUCUAACAGCGAUUGUGAUGUGAUUUAUAACAAUAAUGCUUGCUGUAUUCUGUAGAAACAAAUCUUUUUAUUGGGGGGAGGGGGAGUACUUUCCAGGAUUAUUUUAAAAUGUGUAUGUGAAAGCACUCAAGUGCUACUUUAAAAAGGGGACAGUCUGACUUUUGUACAGCCACAGUGUGUUUUUUUUAAAGUCUUUUUAUGUCCUUUUUCAGCUCCACUUUGUAUUGAACAAGUUCUGACCCCAACAACGACCAGAAUUUACUGAAAGAUUGAUGGAAAUAAGAUGUUUCUUUGGAAACAGGGU
Messenger RNA from Thalassophryne amazonica, 1250 nucleotides. RefSeq names its product LHFPL tetraspan subfamily member 4a (gene lhfpl4a). NCBI's taxonomy places the organism in Eukaryota, Metazoa, Chordata, Actinopteri, Batrachoidiformes, Batrachoididae. Gene Ontology annotation, molecular function: GABA receptor binding. The coding region runs from base 7 to 753 and encodes 248 amino acids. The record is from RefSeq and is a predicted model, not a curated record. The transcript is spliced from 5 exons. Gene Ontology annotation, cellular component: plasma membrane; inhibitory synapse; postsynaptic membrane. Gene Ontology annotation, biological process: gamma-aminobutyric acid receptor clustering; sensory perception of sound.